Kwoniella botswanensis is the source of this 3588-nucleotide messenger RNA. RefSeq lists its product as uncharacterized. Lineage: Eukaryota; Fungi; Basidiomycota; Tremellomycetes; Tremellales; Cryptococcaceae. Gene Ontology annotation, cellular component: nucleus. Gene Ontology annotation, biological process: DNA repair. The transcript has 18 exons. The record is from RefSeq and is a predicted model, not a curated record. Gene Ontology annotation, molecular function: ATP-dependent chromatin remodeler activity; hydrolase activity, acting on acid anhydrides, in phosphorus-containing anhydrides; zinc ion binding. Bases 1 to 3588 code for a protein of 1195 amino acids.
AUGGACGUUGAGGACGAAUCAGUGUCGAUACCUUCCAAACGAUCCUCUCCCGAUCUAUUCUUCCCAGUAUCCGACUCGGAAGAAGAGGAAGAUGUCAUCACGGCUUCAGGAGCUCUAGCUGGACCUUCUUCGUCGGCCAUCAAUCCUCCUUCAACCGCUACAUCCUCGAGAGCGAACGGUAUCAAUGGUAAUCAAGUCGAAUCCAAGCAAUCUCAAGAGGUAUUCGGCUCGCAGAACAGUGACGAUGUAAUCGCAAUAGACGAUGUUAAGCCUUCCAAUGGGGCAGGACCUUCCAGAAUCAAGCGAGCACUCUCUUCCACCCCGCCUACACCAUCUUUCUUCAUACCGACCGGUUUUGAACAAGGAUACUUGGGCGAAUUCGUUUGUGAAGGAUGGAGUUUAUCGAAAGGCAAAGGAUAUUGUUCACCAGGCAGUAAAGUAAUUUUUGAACGACCUAAACCUAAAGCUCAAGUAGAAGAGAGUAAGAGUAGUAUUAGGGAUACGAAGGGUCCGGCGAGAUUGGUUAAUGGGAAAGUGGUGGGUGCGAAAGGGAAGAGUAUCGAUGGGAAGCAGGUGACACUAGGGUCGAUGAUGAGUAAAAGAAAUACCCCAGCUCCACCCAAGAAGUCAAAUGCCAAGCCGGUGGUGGAUUCGAUUAUCAGAUUUAGGAAUGAUCGUGGAUUUGUUGGAAGGUUAUCGGUUCAGGAAGCGGGGUUCCUAACUCAUCUCCUCGAUACUGGCGUUAUCGAGCUCUCAGGACAUGUGAUCGACUGUCCACAAAGUCUCUCAACUGGAAGUACAAUCCUUCUCAACGUCAAGGUAUUCCUUGCUCGCAAAGCUUUCGAGAAUGUGGAGAAGAAGGACGAGCGGAAGGAAGAGGGCACAUUCUGGCAGGAGCAAAAGGAAACUACAGAGGAAGAAGCUAUGAGGAAAAGAAAAGAUGCUUUAGGCGCUUUAUUCAGUCGCAUCGGCGUCAAACCCCUCCGUUCGAAUGCUUUACUUCUAGCUCAGAAGAAGAAUGGGGCAGCGGUCAUCAAUGAGACUUCCUUGCAACAUUUCUCAGAUUCACCUAAACCCAAGCGAAGUCCUAGUCCGUCGAAGGGAAGCAAUGGUACUGCGUCUGAGAAGGGAAAAGGGAAAGCUUCGGCGGCUACUAGUGAUAAUGAUGAGGAGGAGGAUGAAGAUAGUGGAGAUGAGGCUGAAAAGCUGGAUGAAAAACAAAUGAAUGAGAUUGAUGCUAUCUACGCAAAAGCUCAACAAGGAGAUAAUCGAUUAGAAGAGACUAAUCCUCCCGAUACGUUCUUAUAUACUCUUAGACCUUAUCAAAAACAAGCCCUGACGUGGAUGAGCGCUAGGGAAAAGGGCGAUGAAAGUAUAAGGGAUAAUCAGAGUUUACAUCCACUAUGGGAAGAAUAUGCUUUUAAGAAGGAACACGUUGAAGGUCAACCGAUCGAGAUAGAAGAUGAAGACGAUUUCGUCGAUCCGAGUCGAAGAUUCUACUGGAACCCCUAUAGUGGAGAAUUGAGCUUGACCUUUCCUACGUCAAAUACUAAGGCUAAAGGUGGUAUACUGGCUGAUGCGAUGGGUAUGGGUAAAACCUGUAUGAUGGCUUCACUCAUCCAUACCAACAUUGACGCGGAUAUUGCAUCUACACCACCUCCAAAUGCUACCGAAGAUGAAGAACCUGUAUCUAAACGACCCAAGUUCAAGCAAGUCACGUUAUCCAAUCAAUGGAGAGCUAUACCUACUGUACCUAAAGCUACCAACGUCAAUUUGCCCAGGGGCACAUUGGUAGUCUGCCCCGUAUCAUUAGCUUCGCAAUGGCACGACGAACUCGGUAAAAUGUCAGAAAAGGGAACUAUCACGUCUUUCAUGUGGUAUGGAAAUGAUCGAAUCGAUAUCGAUAGAUUACUCUCACAAGAAGGUAAAAAGAAGGUAGACGUAAUUAUCACUUCUUAUGGGACAUUGGCGAGUGAAUAUCAAAAAUGGAAGAAGAACAAGGACAAACCGACCUACGAGGGUGGCAAUCUAUACGAUCACGAGUUUUUGCGGAUUGUACUAGAUGAAGCUCAUAACAUAAAAAACCGCACAGCUCAAGUGUCGAAAGCGUGUUACGAAUUGAAAGGUCAGAGACGAUGGGCUUUGACUGGUACACCUAUUGUCAAUAGACUGGAUGAUUUGUAUUCACUAUUACACUUCCUUCGAUUGGAGCCUUGGGGACAUUAUUCCUUCUUCCGAAGUUUCGUUACCAUUCCAUUCUUGAACCAAGAUCCGAAAGCUUUAAAUGUUGUACAAUACAUCUUGGAAUCAUGUCUGCUUCGACGUGAGAAGACAAUGAGGGAUAAAGACGGGAAGCUGAUUGUUGAUCUGCCACCGAAGACUGUUGACAUACAAGUACUAGACUUCUCCAGACCUGAAAGACAAAUAUACAAACAUCUCGAAGACCGUGCUAAGAGGCGAUUCAUCCAACUGGAUGCUGAGGGUAGAGCAAUGUCAAACUAUACGUCUAUAUUGGCAAUGCUUAUGAAACUUCGGCAGUGUGUCGAUCACCCUUUACUUGUACUUGGCAAAUCGACAGAGGAUGAUGAAUCCACCGAAAAACUUUUAGAUGCCGACACGGGAGAUGAGAAGAAUAACCUCAAGGAUCUAAUCGCUUUGUAUGCUGGAGGCGCUAAAUCCAAAGUAAACAAUGGAGGAAAGGAAGAAGAGGUGGAUCAUGCUUUUGCUGAGAAAGUGUUGAAGGAACUGGGUGAACAAGAGACUACACCUAUAUGUGAUAUCUGCUCGAAUGAGAUGUUCGAUGAGGCUCUGUUGCCUUGUUAUCAUCGAUGCUGCCAAGACUGUAUAGUCAACUGGAUUGGAACAUGCGAAGAUCAAAACAAACCCGCCUUAUGUCCAUCCUGCUCGAAAGGUCCCAUUAAAUUGUCAGACUUGAGAUCGAUUCAACGUAAGCGCAAAAGAGUCAAUCCAUUGACCGGUACGCAUGAAGCAGGAGAACCGGGUGUGACGAUUGGAAAGGUGAAUCUGGUCCAGAGUACGAAAUUGAGAGCGUUAGUCAGGAAACUAGACUUGAUGAGGCAGGAAGAUCCAGAAGUGAAGACUUUGGUGUUCAGUCAAUUCACUUCGUUCUUAGAUCUUAUCGAGACUACUCUGUCUAAAGAAGGCAUCAAAUGGCUCCGAUUUGACGGAUCCAUGUCCCAAGCUCAACGAGCUGCCACGAUUGAAGAGUUUGGUAAAAAGACCAAAGAACCUCUGGUAUUGUUAAUUUCUUUGAAAGCUGGUGGAGUGGGAUUAAACUUGACUAUGGCUAAUCACGUAUUCAUGAUGGACACAUGGUGGAACGAAGCUAUCGAACAACAAGCUAUAGACAGGGUACACCGAUUAGGUCAGAAUAAGCAUGUUUACGUGACUAGGUAUAUCAUCAAAGGAACGGUCGAAAAGCGAAUCAUGAAGAUCCAACGAUCCAAGACUGCCUUAGUUAACGCGUCUUUAUCCGGAGGAGCUUCCAAGGACAAAGGUGCGAGUUUGGCGGAUAUCAAGAAGAUUUUCGGUCUGGAUGAGGAUGAUAGUGAAGAUGAAGUGUACUAG